CGAGCGGCGGGGCGGCGGGCGGACGCCGGGCGGGGGCCCCGCGCGGGGCCAGGUGGAGAGCCGCGGGCCGCGAUGGGCCGCCGCCUGCCGGUGUGGCUGUGCGCCGUCGCGGCGCUGCUCUCGGGGGCGCAGGCCAAGGGCACCCCGCUCCUCGCGCGGCCCGCGCCGCCCGGUGCCCCCCGCUACAGCCUCUACACGACGGGAUGGCGCCCGCGGCUGCGCCCGGGGCCGCACAAGGCCCUCUGCGCCUACGUGGUGCACAGGAACGUGACCUGUAUCCUACAGGAGGGAGCAGACAGCUAUGUGAAGGCUGAGUACCGGCAGUGUGGAUGGGGGCCCAAGUGCCCCGGGACAGUCAUGUACCGCACAGUGCUCAGACCCAGAUACAAGGUCGGCUACAAGACAGUGACGGACCUCACCUGGCGGUGCUGCCCUGGCCUCACUGGAGAAGGCUGCCCCGAGCACCUCACCGACCAUGGGGCCUCCCCAGCCCAGCCAGAGCCUCAGCCUCAGAUUCCCUCGGGGCAGCUGGGCCCAGGGCCCCAGCCCCCUUCUUCUAGCAGAGCGGUCCCCAGCCCCUAUGGAAGAAAAGGUCCAGGGCUGUUUGGUGAGCGGCUAGAACGCCUGGAGGGUGAUGUCCAGCGCCUGGCACAAGCAUAUGGUACCCUCAGUGGCCUGGUGGCCAGCCAUGAAGACUCCAACAGGAUGACCAGUGGUCCCAGGGCUCCUGCCACCCCUGUGGGCUUCGGGAUCGUCUCUGAGGGGUUUGUGAAGCCCAGAGACAGAGCUGGAGGGCCACUCACACCCCCCCUGGAUGAGAUCUUGAGCAAGGUGACAGAGGUGAGCAACACGCUCCGGACCAAGGUGCAGCUGCUGGACGAGGUGCACGGGCUGGCCCUGGGUCACGAGGCUCACCUACAGCGGCUGCGGGAGGCCCCUCCGUCUCCACUCACCUCCCUGACGCUUCUGGAUGAGUACGUGGACCGACGGCUGCACCGACUCUGGGGCCUACUGGAUGGCUUCGAACAGAAGCUGCAAGGUGUCCAGAGUUCCUGCGACCUGCGGGUGCAGGAGGUGCGGCAGCAGUGUGAGGAGGGUCAGGCAGCCAGCCAGAGGCUGCACCAGAGCCUGGAUGGCCGGGAGCUGGCCCUGCGCCGGGAGCUGUCACAGCUCGGGUCGAGGCUGCAGGGGCUGAGCAUGGCCGGAGGGGGCGGCUGCUGCGGCCGGCUGGCUUUGAUCAGCGCCCGUGUGGACAACCUCGAGAGGAACCUACAGGCUGUCACUGAGGCCCAGAGGGGCCAUGGCCCCCUCACCAGGGAUGAGCUGGAGCGGCUCUCUGCUGCCAUGCUCGAGGGGGGUGCGGACCGGCUGCUGGAGGGCCUGGAGACCCUCAAUGGGACGGAAGGUGGAGCGAGAGGCUGCUGCCUGGGGGGGGAGGAGGGGGGAUGGGACGUGGGCAGCUUCAGGACCCUGCUGGAAGAGCGAGUGCAGAGCCUAGAGGAGCGCCUGGUGACGCUGGCUGGGGAGCUGGGCCAUGACAGCGACCCACCGGGCAGGUCGGCCCGGCCCCGGGUGCAGACGGAGCUGGCGGUGCUGGAACAGCGGCUGGUUUCACUGGAGUCCUCAUGCACUCCCAGCACCACCUCGGCCAUCCUGGACACCCUCGCGGCAGAGGUGAAGGCCUGGCAGAGCCGGAGCGAGGCCCUCCUACACCAGGUGGCCAGCCACGCGGCCCUGCUCCGGCAGCUCAACGGCACCGUGGCUGAGGUCCAGGAGCAGCUGGCAGAAGCAACGGGCAGCUCACUCCAAGGCGAGAUCACCCUGCUCAAGGUCAAUCUGAACUCUGUGAGCAAGUCGCUCACGGGCCUCAGCGACUCCGUCAGCCGGUAUUCCGAUGCCUUCCUGGAGGCCAACUCCUCCCUGGACGAGCGAGAGCGCAAGGUGGAGGCUGAGGUGCACGCCAUCCAGGAACAGGUCAGCAGCCAGGGCUCUCGGCUUCAGGCUGGCCACAGGCAGGUCCUGAGCCUGCGGGGGGAGCUGGAGCGACUCAAGGCCGGGGUGGCCGAUGUGGCGGGCGGGCUGAGCCGCUGCCAGCACACAGCCCAGGACCUGCGGCACGUGCUGGGCCGCUUCGACCAGAGGGUGGCGCAGGUGGAGGGUGCCUGCGGGAGGCUGGGCCUGCUGGCUGCCCACAGGGAGGGCCUGUGGGGCUACGUGGACCAGCUGAAUCGCACACUGGCUCAGCAUGCGCAGGACAUCGCCCGCCUCCGGGAUGACCUCCUGUACUGCCGGGCCCAGCUGGCCGAGCAGGCGCGGCCCCGGCAAGCUGACUAGGCAGGCCAGACAGGACCCGCCCCUGGACCCCGCUGACCCUGGGGAUGUCCCUCCAGAGCCCAGCCUUGCCCAGCAGUGCCUCCCAGCCCCCCCUGGCCAGCAUGGAUGCCACUUCAGAGGCCACAGAAGGAAUAGCCUUGGUCCAGCUCCAUAUGACUGUCCCAGCCACCAAAAUCCACACUCAGUGCUGUACCAACUGGACAAUUCAACAUCGUGGUCGAGGCAAGGACAUCAUGCCUGAAGGCCAGGGUGGACCUAAUUGACCUCACAAUCCAGUCUGCAAAUUGUCCCUCUUCAGACACACCAGGGUCAGCACCUGUACAAAGACCCGCAGGUCUGGUCACAGACAGUGACCUGUCCACAUCUCCCUUUGUCCCCAGGCCAUAGCCCCCAGCCUGUAGAGGCUUCUGGUUCCCUUGUCCCCUUGGCUUCUCUCCCUUGCUGUCUGGGCUCAGUUUCUGCAGGAAGAUGGUGCCCACUGGCACUGUCCUCACACCCGGCAGCUUCGUGGAUAUGGUUUCUGAAACCAAGGACCAGAGGUUUCCACCGGCCCUGAUCCUUGGGAGCAGAACAGAAACACAAAGACUCAGUUCUCUUUAUUUCUUUUGACCCUCCCCUCAGGUGAGGGCUUAGGCAGCUGUAGAUUCCCUGAGAAAAAGGACAGGGUCCAGGGUCUGUUUAGAGACCCCACCCCAAUUUAUCCUUUUCCUUUUCUUUCCCAAAAAUGCUUCAGGGCCUCUGGUCCCCACACCCUCCCCUCCUUUCCAUAUGGGAGAAUAUCCUGCCCACCCCCCACCCACCCAGGUUAGAGCCUCUCUUCAGAGAAUAGCCCUCAUAUAUGUCAUGGCCUGAAUGAGGCCAGACUCUGAACAGGAGGCCACAGGAGAGGAAGGCCUCCAAGCCCUGUUUCCAGCAUCCCGGCAAAACCCCAGCCUCUGCUGGAUGUUCACUAAAUGGUGAGAAAUUCAGGUACGACACCAUCACGGGACAACCUGAAAACACAGUGUUCAUCCAGCCUGCAGAGUUCCCAGAGACCCUGAUGCCCAUCUCUGCUGAGGUUCCUGGCCUCAGUUCUCCCACAGCAGCCCAGGGCUUUCUGUGCUGUGUUGCAGGUCCCUAUAGCCCUGCCUUCUGGUUUCUUCCUUCCACUGUGGUGCUGUUGGGGGGGGUGGGGCAGGCCUGGAUUAAAGCUUUUAACCCA
Felis catus (domestic cat) is the source of this 3535-nucleotide messenger RNA. RefSeq names its product elastin microfibril interfacer 3 (gene EMILIN3). Gene Ontology annotation, molecular function: protein binding. The record is from RefSeq and is a predicted model, not a curated record. Lineage: Eukaryota; Metazoa; Chordata; Mammalia; Carnivora; Felidae. Gene Ontology annotation, cellular component: extracellular matrix.